Messenger RNA from Parnassius mnemosyne (clouded apollo), 363 nucleotides. The record is from the annotation of a GenBank genome assembly. NCBI's taxonomy places the organism in Eukaryota, Metazoa, Arthropoda, Insecta, Lepidoptera, Papilionidae.
AUGCGGGCAUACACCUCAUCUACGGAGAAUGUGGGUGCAGCGUUAGUGUCACAGCUAGGCUUUAUCGAGAAAGAGCGACAAAAUCAAGCAGGGGCAUUAGAGUCCUUUUUGAAAAAAGGUGAACUUAACAAAGCAUCGUCACCCAUACCAGAAACCGAUGCUAUAGCUGAGAUUCCGCUUAAACCUCGAGAGGAAAAUACGUCCGAUUCCAAUAUAAUCUGUGAUCCUGGUGCUUCUAUUUCUGGGUCAAGCACUAUUGCACGUGAAGGCGCUAUUACAGGUGAAACUGCUAUUGCAGGUGAAGGUGCUAUUGCAGGUGAAGCUGCUAUUAUGUCCACCCAGUCACGUGGCCCAAUAGAUUAA